AUGGCAGUACAAAUCCAAGUGGAGGAGAAAGAAGAUGAUGAUACUGAGGAAAGUUCAAGUGAAGAGGAAGAGGAAGAUGAAGAUAAGUUACCCCGAAGAGAGAGCUUGAGACCUCAGAGGAAACGGAACAGAGAUGUUAUUAGUGAGGACGACCCACCACCUGAACCAGAGGACGAAGAAACGAAAAAGGCCAGAGAAAAAGAGAGGAAGAAGAAGUUGAGGAGAGGAGCGGACGAAGAUGAUGAAAUUGAUGAAGAGGAAUUGGAAAGACUAAAGGCUGAGUUAGAUGAGCAAAGACAAAUGAUUGCUAAUGUCAAAUGCAAGCCUUGGAAAAUGGAGAAGAAAAUCGAAGUUCUCAAGGAAGCAAAAAAAUUUGUGAAUGAAAAUGAAGGAGCUCUUGGGAAAGGAAAAGGAAAACGGUGGUUUGCGUUUAAGAUGAUGAUGGCCAAGAAAUGGGCAAAAUUUCUCAAAGACUUUGAGAUCUUCAAAGCUGCUUGUGUCCCAUGGGAGAAUAAAAUCAAGGCUAUUGAAAGUCAGUUUGGCUCAUCGGUGGCUUCAUAUUUUCUCUUCAUGAGAUGGAUGUAUGGAGUAAACAUGGUUCUCUUUGUCCUGACAUUUAGCCUCAUUAUGUUGCCAGAGUACCUCUGGGGUUUGCCAUAUGGCAGUUUACCUAGAAAAACAGUUCCCAGAGCUGAAGAGGCGUCUGCAGCGAAUUUUGGUGUAUUGUAUGACUUCAACGGCUUGGCGCAAUAUUCCGUCCUCUUUUAUGGCUAUUACGACAAUAAACGCACAAUUGGAUGGAUGAAUUUCAGGUUGCCGCUCUCCUAUUUUCUGGUGGGGAUCAUGUGCAUUGGAUACAGCUUUGUGGUUGUCCUUAAAGAGAUGACAAAAGGUAUUGGUGAUGAUGGGGGUGGCGAUGACAACACUUUCAACUUCAGCUGGAAGGUGUUCACCAGCUGGGACUACCUGAUUGGCAACCCUGAAACAGCAGACAACAAAUUCAAUUCCAUCACAAUGAACUUUAAGGAAGCUAUAAUAGAAGAAAGAGCAGCCCAAGUAGAAGAAAACGUCCACUUAAUUAGAUUCCUGAGGUUCCUUGCUAACUUCUUCGUGUUUCUAACACUUGCCGGGAGUGGAUACCUCAUCUUUUGGGCUGUGAAGCGAUCCCAGGAAUUUGCACAGCAAGAUCCCGACACCCUUGGGUGGUGGGAAAAAAAUGAAAUGAACAUGGUCAUGUCCCUCCUGGGGAUGUUCUGCCCAACAUUGUUUGAUUUGUUUGCUGAAUUGGAAGACUACCACCCCCUCAUUGCUCUGAAAUGGCUACUGCUCCGCAUUUUUGCUCUCCUUCUAGGCAACUUGUAUGUAUUUAUUCUUGCCUUGAUGGAUGAGAUUAACAACAAGAUUGAAGAGGAAAAGCUCAUAAGGGCCAACAUUACCAUCUGGGAAGACAACAUGAUCAAGGCCUACAACGCCUCGCUGCAGUCCCUCACUGGAAACAGCACCGCGGCGCCUUUCUUUGUGCACCCUGCAGAUGUACCUCGGGGACCCUGCUGGGAAACGAUGGUGGGGCAGGAGUUUGUGCGGCUAACCGUUUCCGAUGUUUUGACCACCUAUGUCACAAUCCUGAUCGGGGACUUCCUUCGAGCAUGUUUUGUGAGAUUCUGCAAUUACUGCUGGUGCUGGGAUUUAGAAUAUGUUUAUCCGUCAUACACCGAAUUUGAUAUCAGUGGCAACGUCCUCGCUCUCAUCUUCAACCAAGGCAUGAUCUGGAUGGGCUCUUUCUUUGCUCCCAGCCUCCCGGGCAUCAAUAUCCUUCGACUCCACACAUCCAUGUACUUCCAGGGCUGGGCCGUGAUGUGCUGCAACGUUCCCGAGGCCAGAGUCUUCAAGGCUUCCAGAUCGAAUAAUUUCUACCUGGGCAUGCUCUUGCUCAUCCUCUUCCUGUCCACCAUGCCCGUCCUGUACAUGAUCGUAUCCCUUCCGCCAUCUUUUGACUGUGGCCCUUUCAGUGGCAAAAAUAGGAUGUUUGAAGUCAUUGGAGAGACACUGGAACAUGAUUUCCCGAGCUGGAUGGCAAAGAUCUUGAGACAGCUUACUAACCCUGGGCUGGUCAUCGCUGUGAUUUUGGUGAUGGCUUUGACCAUCUAUUAUCUUAACUCCACUGCAAAGGGCCAGAAGGCCGCAAACCUGGAUCUGCAAAGGAAGAUGAAGCAGCAAGCUUUGGAAAACAAAUUGCGAAACAAGAAAAUGGCAGCUGCGCGAGCAGCUGCAGCUGCUGGUGGUCAGUAACUUUCAAAGAUAUGUUGGGGGUCCAGAAGUACUCCUCG
Artibeus jamaicensis (Jamaican fruit-eating bat) is the source of this 2327-nucleotide messenger RNA. RefSeq names its product transmembrane channel like 1 (gene TMC1). Lineage: Eukaryota; Metazoa; Chordata; Mammalia; Chiroptera; Phyllostomidae. Gene Ontology annotation, biological process: vestibular reflex; detection of mechanical stimulus involved in sensory perception of sound. Gene Ontology annotation, cellular component: plasma membrane. The record is from RefSeq and is a predicted model, not a curated record. The transcript is spliced from 20 exons. Bases 1 to 2289 code for a protein of 762 amino acids. Gene Ontology annotation, molecular function: mechanosensitive monoatomic ion channel activity.